AUGGAAAAAGGUGAUACCGACUUCGCAACUGUCAUCCGGACUCGCACCAGUCUCAACGCCAUCAACCCUACCCUGAUUCGCUUUUACUGGCAGGAAAUGUUAGAAGCUGUGAAAGAGAUUCAUGACAAGAAUGUGAUUCAUACAGAUCUGAAACCGGCUAACUUUCUUUUGGUCAAUGGAGGCUUAAAGUUGAUCGACUUCGGUAUUGCCACUUCUAUCCAGGCCGACAUGACGUCGAUAAUGAAGGACAGCCAGUGCGGUACAUACAAUUACAUGGCACCAGAAGCAAUCAAAUCUGCUACGCCUUCUGGAACGUCCCAAGAGUAUAAGAACCCACCUUUUAGCAAGUUCAGGGACACGAUCGAGAAAAUCAGUGCCAUCGUUGAUGAGCGUCAUGUUAUAGACUUUCCUUUGACGGCUGAUCCGAUGGUUAUAGCAGUUCUAAAAGGCUGUCACGAUCGCAAUCCGCGCAAUCGACCAUCAAUUGAGCAGCUUUUAUCUCAUCCAUAUUUGACAUGUACAAGUCAGUCUCCGGUCCAAUCCUCGAAGAACAUUCCCCCUCAGCUGCGUAUUCAGCUUGAAUUUCUACUAGAAGGUGGUCAACUCACUGAGGAAGUCAAGAGUCUACAACAAGCCUUGGCCCUUGAAGCUAAAUUCCAACCAAAGCUUCAACUUCUGUCAACAGCCAGCAAUACAGGAGAAAGCAGUGAAAUUACGUGUGCAAUGAGGGAUGGAGCUGCUCAUGUUCUUCGCUGCUUGAAAGAAAAAUUUGUGUUGGUUUGA
Daphnia pulicaria is the source of this 783-nucleotide messenger RNA. Its product is annotated as dual specificity protein kinase Ttk-like. Gene Ontology annotation, molecular function: protein serine/threonine/tyrosine kinase activity; ATP binding; protein serine/threonine kinase activity. The transcript has 6 exons. Gene Ontology annotation, biological process: mitotic spindle assembly checkpoint signaling; protein localization to kinetochore; peptidyl-serine phosphorylation. The coding region runs from base 1 to 783 and encodes 260 amino acids. The record is from RefSeq and is a predicted model, not a curated record. Gene Ontology annotation, cellular component: kinetochore; spindle; nucleus. NCBI's taxonomy places the organism in Eukaryota, Metazoa, Arthropoda, Branchiopoda, Diplostraca, Daphniidae.